CAGACGCCAUGGCCAGGAGCUGCCGUAAAGUGACGCCGGGGCCGGCUCGCAGUGCGGCUCCUUCACGGCACGGAGCCGCAUUGAAGUCCUGGUGUCAGGCCGCGGGCGGCAAAUCCGGGCACGCCCCGCGGGGCAAGCAGACCAGUCGGCUACUCACUUUACGGCAUUUUCCGCAAGCGCCGCACUGCCAGGCGGCCCCGGCGUCACUUUACGGUAGCUCCUGGCCAUGGCGUCCGGGGGGUUUGAAAGUGAGCGGAGCCUGGAGGCGCGGAAGGAGCGGAGGCGGCGGGAGCGGGAGGCGCUGCUGGUGCAGGCCAAAGCUGAUUACGAGAAGGACGAGAGACGCAAAGAGCUCAAGCGGCUGCGAGGUGAGGAUACGUGGAUGCUUCCUGAUGUGAACAAACGUGUGGAAGAGCUGGAAAAGGAACAUUCUGUGAAGAAAAAGAAGAAAAAAGAUAAACACUCAAGAAAACUUAAGAAGGAAAAGAAGAAAAGCAAAAACCAAAAAUUUGAAAAAAAUGAUGAUUCAAGUGAUAGCUCUUCAGAUUCUUCAGUUGAAUGGGUUGAAUCAACUAUAUCACAAUCAAUUUGCACAGAAAAGGCUUGGAAAGUCAAGAAGGAGCAGUCAGAUACUACAGAAAAUCCUGCAGUUCAGAGAGAUGAAUGGAUGACCUUAGAUUUUAUGUCUCUGAAAACCACGUCUGCGGCAUCACUCAAAGCUGAAAAAGAGACAGAAAAAUUAUUGGAGCAACAGAAAGCCCAAGCAAUUGAACAGUCUAGAAUUUCUGAAAGAGAGCUGAACCCCUACUGGAAAGAUGGUGGAACAGGUUUACCACCAGAAGAGGGUGAAGCAACUUCAGUUAAAAAAGUUAAAAUUGUUGAAGAUGGUGGAUUAAGUUGGUUAAAGAAAUCCUAUCAAAGGAUGAAGGAACAGGCUGAGAGAGAGAAAAGAAAUUUUGAGGAAAUUGUAGCUGAGAGAUAUGGGUCAGUGGAAAUAUUUCAAUCAAGAUGGGAAGAAGCUGAAGAAGCUGCAUCAAAACAGGAAAAUGAAUAUAGAAAAGGAAGAUGGAGAAAAUUUAACUAUUCAGAGAAUGAGCAAAAAGAGAGAGAGCACCACAAGGAAAAAGAAACACAAGUUGAAGGUGACAGAAUCAAGGGUACGUGUAAAGGACAUUCCAGAGAUAGGCAUAAUAAGAUAUAUCCACUGGAAGAAAGAGGUUAUAGAAAAAACAGGUCAAGAGAAGAACGAGAAUAUAGACAUCGUAGCACAGACUCUGAGUUAAGAGACGAUUGUUCCAAAGCAGCAAAACAUUCUGAUGAAAAACGAAGUCAGGAGACGGUUUCCUCUCUGCGCAAUUUGAAAUAUAAAUUUUUGAAACCUUCUGAAGAUGAUUUGUCAUCGGUUAGUAAAGACUGCAAGGUACAGCAAUCCUCAUUAAAACUACCAUCUUGUAGCUUUUUGAGCAGCAAUUUCCAAAAACCUGGUGAGGAAAGUGAAGAAAAAACACCAUGGAGCGGAACACAUAUAACAGAUGAAAAUGAGAAACCAACAUUAGAUCAAAAGCCAUUGAAAAUGGAAAAAAUUACUUAUGAGGGAGCUCCAAAGGCUGAAAGAGAGAAGACACAGGAAGAGAACCUUGGAAACAUCCCCAAGAAGAAAGUGCUAUUGCCAGACAGCAAAACAUCAUAUUCUGGACAUACUUCAAAGGAUGGGACACCCCAGGCCCUUAGUGAAGAGGAGAUGAACAGACUGGGAGCCAAGAUUGUGAAAGCAGAACUGAUGGGAAAUUUGGAUUUAGCUUCAAAGCUUCAAGUCCAGCUUGAAAAUGCACGCAAACUAAAAGAAAGUAGAACAGAGACUCCUGCAAGACAAUCUGAAAAGGAGGCUACAAGCUUGCAAGAAGACCAUGAAGUGAUCCUUGUCAGAACAGAUCAAUCUGGGAGAGCAUGGCCUGUGAACUCAAUGGCAGAACCACUGGAGCCGAAAGGAGGAAGACGGAAGAGACAGAUGGGUGCUACUCACAUAGAUAAAGAAAGAGUCAGAUACUUUCAGGAUGAUGAUGAUCUGAGCCUGAAAGAUUUGGUCAAAAAUGAAAAGAUGAGAACAGCAGAGGAUCAAAACUCACUAUUCAUGCGAAUGGCAUCAAAGUUUGCAGAAAAAACUGAUCGAGAGUACUACACACUGGAUGACAUGUUUGUUUCCAAAGCAUCUAAAGGGGAGCGGAGUGGAGAAGAAGACGAAAGGCACAGAAGAAAAGCGAUAUAUGAACAUCAUCAGCUUGUUGCACGUAUGGAGAAGUGCCCAUAUUGCUUUGAUAGCCCUGAACUUCCAAAACAUCUUAUUAUUGCAAUUGGCAUCAAGGUAUACUUAUGCUUGCCGAACUAUCAGUCUCUUACUGAAGGCCACUGCGUGAUAGCUCCUUUGCAGCACUACACUGCUGCAACACUUCUGGAUGAAGACAUCUGGGAAGAAAUCCAGAUGUUCAAAAAGGCCUUGGUAAAGAUGUUUGAAGCUAAAGAAUUGGAUUGUGUCUUCCUAGAGACAAACAUGAGUAUAAAGAAAAGAUAUCAUAUGGUAUAUGAAUGCAUUCCUCUCCCAAAAGAACUGGGGGAUAUGGCUCCCAUCUACUUUAAGAAAGCUAUACUGGAAUCUGAUGAAGAGUGGUCCAUGAACAAGAAGUUGAUUGAUCUUUCUUCAAAAGAUGUCAGGAAGUCUAUACAGACUAAUGCAGCUGCUACUCUGAAACCAGUUCUUUGUUUGGGUGGUUUAUCAAUGCUGCAUAACCAUGAAUGAAUCUCUACCUAUAGAUUGGACUCCUGUUCUUUUUAAAAUCUUCCACAUUUCCAUAUCCCACUUCCUUUCUUAAACUAAACAUGCCCCAAGACAAACUAAUCCUCUUUCCUUUUUAUACCCUCUUCUCUACCUAUCCCUCUUCAACCCUUUCCUCAAAACCGACUUAUUCUGGUUACAGUGGUGUAGCCAUGUUGAUUCCAGGAUAUUAGAUAUCUUUUAUUGGACCAACUUCUGUUGGUGAGAGAGAGAAACUUUUGAGCUUACAUAGAGCUCUUCAACAGGUCUGGGAAAGGUACCGCGAGUGUCACAGCUAAAUACAAGGUAGAACAGAUUGUUUAGCAUAAGUAGUAGUUAUUCUAAGAGACCAUUCAAGGUGAAGGGCCCACUAACACCUAUGCAAACGUAGGACAAAAGCCCUCCAGAUUUUUGUAAUGAGCCAGAAAUCUAGUGUCUUUAUUAAAACCAUGAUCUUUACUGUCUAGCAAAGUUAUGAAUUUAAGCUUGCAGGCUUGUCUUUUGAAGGUGUUAUACAGAUUUCCUUUGAGGAAGGACUGAGAGGUCUGAUACGGAGUGAUUAUUUUGUAAAAAUUGUUCACCCUUAUCAUUAAACAUUUACAAUCCAUAUUGGAUGGGGACCACAUCCUGAAAGAAAUCUUUCCCAAGCCCCCUCUUCUGGCCUUCAAACCCCAGGCCUCGCCAGGCUCAUCAGAAGCAAGCUCCCCACAGACCGGGACCCAUCGACUCAAAGCAGCACCAGACCCUACCAGAACAACAGAUGCAAAAUCUGUGGAAGCAUCUCCAUUGCUAUUAUGAUCAGUACCCCCACACCCAACACACCUUUCAAAAUCAAUGGGUCCUACACAUGCCUAUCACAAUAUGUGGUACACCUCUACCCCGAUGUAACGCAGUCCUUGGUAGCCAAAAAAUCUUACCGCAUUAUAUCCAGAGGUAAAAGUAAGCCAGAACGGUACAAGAGCUGGUACGCUGUGCCAGACUGGACAGGCUUUCCCGGCGGUGAUUUAAAGGGCCUGAUGCUCCAGCUGCCGCGGGCUCCAGGAGCCGGGCUCAGGUGGGGAUUUAAAGGACCCGGGGCACCACACAAAUUCAGAUAUAAGGCGAUAAAGCAGCGGGGCUCGGGUGGAGCUUUAAAGGGUCUGGGGCUCCCUGCUGCUUUACCAUGUUAUAUCUGAAUUUGUGUUAUAUCGGGUCACGUUAUAUUGGGGUAGAGGUAUAUAUCUCAUCCAGUGCAUUGAAUGCCCCACUAACAACUUUGUGGGCGCAACCAGGCAAUCACUAUUUUCUCAAAUGAACUCACAUAGAAAAAUGAUAAGACAAAAAUACCAUAUCACCUGUAGGUAAACAUUUUUCACAAAAUGAUCAGUCCAUAUCUGACCCCUCAGUCAUCAUUCUCAAAGGAAACCUGAGUAUGUUUCACAAACUUGAUGAAGAUCUCUGUAUAAACUCUCUCUCUUACCAACAGAGCUUCAUUCAGUAAAAGAUAUUACCUCACCCACCUUGUCCCUCUAAUAUCCUGGGACCAACACAGCUGCAAUGGUACUGCAUACAACAGUCUUAGAGUAUGUGUUAACUACUUUCGCUAAACAAUCUUGUAUUUAGCUGUGAGACUCUCGGUACCUUUCCCAGACCUGAAGAGCUCUGUGUAGCUCAAAAGCUUUCUCUUUCACCAGCAGAUGGUCCAAUAAAAGCUAUUCCUUCACUCACUUUGUCUCUCCUUUAUUUUGAUUAAUAUUUUUUACCACUAGUAUCUAUGGCUCUUUUCUCCUGCCCUGGUGCUAUACUAUAUAAACAAGCAAACAAGAAAUAUAAACAAUCUUUAUGGAGUCUGCUUUUUUGGUACAACAGUGUUCACACAUCGGUUGUAUACCUUUCCCAUUGCUCACUGCCCUUUUUCUGGCUUCAUGCCUAUUCCCCCACCUUUACUUGUGUUAUCUUUCUAAGCUAGGGUCAGAUGCUAACUAAUUUUAAUGCAAGUAUGGAGGGAAAUUAGGUCUUCUCCCAGUCCCCUUGGCAUGACUACAUCAGGUCUAGCUGUGUCUUAAGUGUGGGUCCUGUGUGGAGGUCAGAAGCUGCUCUGUGGAUGUUCCCACUAGGGAGCAAAUGUAUGGGUGUUGUGACUAGUGAGUGUGUGGAACCUUGACUACCCCCACCUACAUGCUGUACAGAGGAUAUGGCUGGGUAUGUGGUAACAGUCCCUUUCCCAAGGGCUGCAUUAUUUUACUUCCUGCACUCUCUUUCCUGAGCCAGAAGGGAUCACAAGAGGAAUUGUCAUUGAGAAAGACUACUUCUGGGUAGUACAGCUUACUCACCAACUCUCUUCAUAGGCUUUAAGGCUAUUAUGGUCAGCUAAUCUGACCUCCUACAUAGAAUCAGAGAAAC
Gopherus flavomarginatus (Mexican gopher tortoise) is the source of this 5191-nucleotide messenger RNA. It is a transcript of the gene CWF19L2, whose product is annotated as CWF19 like cell cycle control factor 2. Lineage: Eukaryota; Metazoa; Chordata; Testudines; Testudinidae. The transcript is spliced from 17 exons. Gene Ontology annotation, biological process: mRNA splicing, via spliceosome. Gene Ontology annotation, cellular component: post-mRNA release spliceosomal complex. The record is from RefSeq and is a predicted model, not a curated record. The coding region runs from base 227 to 2794 and encodes 855 amino acids.